AUGGUCCUUUCGAGUUCUGUGAUUCUAUGCAAUUAAAAGAAGGCACUUCUCCGCAGCCGCAGCCGGGAGACACAUAACCAUCUCGACUCUCUCCCUCCCCGCAAAUAAACCCGGGAAAGGAACAGACGAGCGCGACGAGGAUUUAAGCGGCUGAGGAACAGACUACGCCCCCUCGCGAGGAGGGCGAGUUGCCAAUCCCGGCGCAUGCGCGGCGGCAGGGCUCUUGUGGCGGCGGCGGGAGGGGGGGAUUGCCGCGGGAGAGGCGUCUUCGGGUGCGCGUGCGCGGUGGUGCCCCUUUGCUUUCGACUAUAUAGGCGGCGGCGGCCGGAGCUGGGUUGACACUGAGCGGAAAGAGCUGGAAGGCGAGGGUUGGAGGGACGCUAAUUGACGGGUAAGGGACCGGUGGGGGGGAGGGCGGCGGAUAGGAUGGCGGCGGGGGGCGCGGGAGGGAGGCCCGGUUUCCUUCGAAAGCGGCGCUUAGCCCUCGCUUGCUCGUGUCCGAGGCGGCGGCGGCGGCCCAGCCGGCACUUCUUCGCUCCUGACCUUGUCCGGCCUCGGAUGGACGGAGCUGUCCGGGGCAGGGGAAGCGGGUGGCCGCUCGGGGCGCCCUUGGCCGCCGAGUCUGGGCGAGAUGCGGAGGGGCUUCUCCUCCCCCUACAAAGCUGCCCCUGGGCGAAAGGGGCCGGGAGGGAGAUCUUCGUCCCCAGGAGGGGAGAGGGAAAGCGGGGGGUGGUCCUCCUCCUCCUCCUCCUCUUCCUCGCCCCGAUCCCUCUGUGCCCCUCGCUUCGUUUCCACCGUGCGCCAGGGGAGACACGGCCCUCCUUCACUGGCAGGCUUUCGAUCGGCCACAGCGGAGUCUUCACUUCGGUCCCCCGCAAAAGAAUCCGAGAAGAGGAGGAAGAAGUGGCCGGGUUGGGGCGAUCUCGUUCAGCCCUCGGGGAUGGAGCCUCCCUAGAUCUGCCCGUGUCAGUUGUCUUAGGAGACUUGGAUGGGGGUUUCCGACAAGUUCCGCGUCCUCUCCACAAACGUCCCUCACUCACACCAAUAAAUUUUCCUGGUUUUUAAACGCCUUGCAAACAGACGUGUUGGCGGGGUGGGGCGAGGUCUUGCAGGUUGGCGAGUUUAUUGUGGCAUAUUCUUAGGUGGGCUAAAGCUCGCUUCACUGAACCCAUGAAAUAUUGCCUGUCCAAAUACUGGCAUCUAGCGUUAUCUGUCAUUUUGGGCAAGCACUCAAGGCUGGCUGUAUUCCACAAUGUGCUAUGCCGCAAUAAGUCUUUGUAAGUUUUAACAUGCUGCAAGACUCUUUGCACGCAACGUUGCAACAGAUCCGUAGGCUACCCUUCUGGAACUGGUGAGUCAAGAUUCCUUGGACUGCCUAUCCUCCCAGUUUUUCUUUCCUUCUUUUGUCAGUCAAGAGGUCAUAUGUGAAAUUAUCCACUGCUGAAUUACUAUGCCAGUGGUUCGGGUAUUUUGGCCUGUAGCUCAAUGCAUGUGCAGCUAUUUAAUCUUUGGUGGCGCUAUGUUUUUGUUUUCUGUUGUUUGCUUUUGCUUAAAGGUUGCUUCAUGCAUUGUAAACAUCUUGAACUGGAGGGGUGUCCUUUGUAGGACUGAACCUGCAACUGUGUGUGUAGAUCAUAAUAUGUUACAAUCUUGUGUGCAUCUAAAAGCUGCAAGCACAUCCAAAAGUCACUAACCUAUGUAUGCUGGUCAUCUAUAUGUUUGUCAUAUGUGAAGUGACCCCAGUAGUUCUUGAAGAAGUCUUGUAUACAGGCUUGUCUCUCUUGCAUCUUUGUAUGAUGUUAAACUACAUUGUUUUGUUAUUUUCAGCAAGACUUUUGAAAACUCUUGA
Molecule: messenger RNA, 1849 nt
Organism: Podarcis lilfordi (Lilford's wall lizard)
Lineage: Eukaryota; Metazoa; Chordata; Lepidosauria; Squamata; Lacertidae
Source: the annotation of a GenBank genome assembly